Molecule: messenger RNA, 1868 nt
Organism: Candidula unifasciata
Lineage: Eukaryota; Metazoa; Mollusca; Gastropoda; Stylommatophora; Geomitridae
Source: the annotation of a GenBank genome assembly
AAUAUGAAGAGCUGGAUGAUUCAGAAGAAGAUCAUGAUCUCGGGUUUGAAGACAACAAAGAGAAAGACCCCGACAUCAGCUUGGCCCUCACUGAAGUGAAGAAAAAAAAAGUGCAGCCAGCAAAGAAAGAUAUGGUGCCCCCAUCACCAUCUGUUUAUGCACCAAAUUCUGAACAGCCUGUGAAAAGAGGACGAGGGCGACCAAGGCGCUACCCACCACCAGGACAGAUGCAGACAUCAAUACCUGCCAUCAUGAUUCCAUCUGCCAAUGGACAGACCCUUGUUAUGACUCAGGGCUUACAGAAUCUUCAGAAUUUUCAUCGGCAGUUUCCAAAUAUAAUUCCCAAGCCCUCGGUUGAUUCUGGUACAGUGACCAUCAGCGUUACAACUGCUGACACCAAUAAUUUGUCCCUUGGCAGUGAUACUGAUUCACUUCCUUUAGAUGCCUCAGCAGUUUUAGACAGCAACAACAUCAUCCCACCAGCCCUCCAGGGGGACACAAUUCCCAUAGUGGGAGACAACCCUGACUUAUCAGAUCAGGGGGACACCUUGGAUCAAAAUUCAAGUCUUUUGAGCUUUAUGACUCCGACAACCUCGGCCUCUGAUAAAUCCAAGGAUAUUCAAUCACCAGAGGAAUUAGAGAACCUCAUUCAGCCCACCGUAAUACACAUCCCUGACAAUAUUCUGUCUUCAUUAGGCUUCAGGAAAGAUCCCGUCAAAAUAGGCCUGAAAGCUUCGGAUCGGGAGCUAGAGAAAAUGAAGUGCCCAAAGUGUGACUUCCAAGGCUAUUAUGUGCAGCAGUAUCGCAACCACAUUGCGACCCAUGGUGACGAUAUUCAGAAGUGUAAAUGUUGCAGUUAUCUCUCUUUGGACGGUGAUGAAUUAUUGGAACAUUUUAAGGAAUACCAUCCCCGAUGUUUUUGCUCAGAAUGCGGCUAUAUGGCAGAGCAUGCUUAUAUAAUUAAGCGCCACAUGAUGCGGCAUGACACCAAGAGUUGUACCUGUGAUUUGUGUGGGAAAGUUUAUAAGGACAUGUAUAUCCUCAAGAUGCAUGUCAAGAUGGUGCAUAUGCCUGCUGAAGUGUUGUUUGAGUGCAACGUCUGCUCCAAGAAGUUCACACGCAAGGCUCACUUGAAGCGGCACUUACGGAUACAUGAGCCGGAGAAACCUUACAAGUGUCCCAUUUGUGAUUACAGAGGCUGUGAGAAGUCUGAUAUAUCCAAGCACAUGUUGAUACACGAAGAGCCAAAACACACGUGUGAGCGCUGUGGCAAGACAUUCAGGCAUAUCAAAAAUAAGGAACUGCAUGUCAAAAGACAUUAUGGGCAGCGAAAUUACAAGUGUGGUGUGUGUGAUUUCUUAGGCUAUACGUACACGGACAUACGCAAACAUAUAGAACGAAAACAUCAAGAUAUUAAAACUGUAAUCUGUGAUAAGUGCAACAAGCAACUCAAAAGUGAAGUGGCUAUGAAGGAACACCAGCAGACGUGUAAUGUGAUGAUGAUAGAACAAGGUCUGGCCAUCCUAACCUCAUCUGGUGGCACCAGUCAAGCCACAAUCCAGAUCCCCACUAACCUGGGGCCAGAUGGCCACAUCAUCCUGGAUGGGCAGGCCAUCACAUAUGGAGGGUCAAACCAUCUCAAGCCACAGAUGAGUUUAGCAGAAGGCACAACUGAAGAAGAGGAGGAAGAUCUUGACGAUGAAGAUGGGGGUAUAAACCAAACCAUGCAGAUCAUAGGAGAGACAAUCUUGACUGAAUCAGGGGAACAAAUGCAUAUUAUUUCUAGUGAGAUGUUGGGUGAGUCGAGACAGGUUGUCUCCCAUGUUUUCCAGCAAGACGCCCAUGGAAAGUCAGACAGUGGAUCUUGA